Fusarium coffeatum is the source of this 1716-nucleotide messenger RNA. RefSeq lists its product as uncharacterized. Lineage: Eukaryota; Fungi; Ascomycota; Sordariomycetes; Hypocreales; Nectriaceae. Gene Ontology annotation, cellular component: membrane. Bases 1 to 1716 code for a protein of 571 amino acids. The transcript is spliced from 5 exons. Gene Ontology annotation, biological process: carbohydrate transport; transmembrane transport. The record is from RefSeq and is a predicted model, not a curated record. Gene Ontology annotation, molecular function: carbohydrate:proton symporter activity.
AUGGCCGACACUCAAGAUAAGGUGUCGCCGGCCCCGGCUACGGCCCCGCCAUCAGACAUAACCGCUGAUGUCCCGAGCGGCAUGGACAGCCAGGGCCCCAGCAAGACGCACGUUAACAUCGUCGAACACGCCCGCGCCGCAGCUCAUAAGGAGCGCAACAUGACCCUUCGCCAAGGCAUCAAGCUCUACCCCAAAGCUAUCUUCUGGAGUGUCCUCAUCUCGACGUGUAUUGUAAUGGAGGGAUAUGAUAUCUCCCUUGUUAAUAACUUCUAUGCAUUCCCGCAGUUCAACAAAAAGUACGGUGUCAUGGGUGACAAUGGAGAGUACCAAGUGCCAGCCCCAUGGCAGGCUGGCCUGAGUAAUGGAGCCCAUUGCGGUGAGAUCAUUGGUCUUUUCAUCAAUGGUUGGAUUUCAGAACGAUUUGGUUAUCGUUACACUGUCAUGGCCUGCCUUGUCUGUGUGGCAGGCUUCACGACCAUCUUCUUCACUGCCCAGAAUGUUCAGACUCUGCUCGUGGCCGAGAUUCUCUGCGGUAUCCCCUGGGGCAUUUUCCAAACCCUGACCAUCACAUAUGCAUCCGAGGUCUGCCCUGUUGCCCUGCGAGGCUACCUGACCACAUACGUCAAUUUCUGCUGGGGUCUGGGCCAGGAGAUCGGUAUAGGGGUCAUUCAUUCCAUGCUGAAACGUGAUGAUGAGUGGGCGUACCGUAUUCCAUAUGCUCUCCAGUGGAUGUGGCCGCUGCCACUCCUAAUCGGCAUCUUUUUUGCUCCCGAAUCGCCUUGGUGGCUAGUCCGAAGAGGCCGUAACCAAGAUGCCAAAGAAGCUCUGCUACGCUUAACCAGUCUUGACCGUGAGACUGACUUCGAUGCCGACGAAACCAUCGCCAUGAUGGUGCACACCACUGCCCUGGAAGAGAAAAUUACAGCAGGGGCAUCCUACUGGGACUGUUUCAAGGGCACCGACCUUCGGCGCACCGAGAUCGUAUGCAUGAUCUGGGCCAUCCAAAAUUUGAGCGGCAAUUCUUUCUCCAAUUAUUCCACCUAUUUCCUCGAACAGGCUGGGCUCUCAGCUGACAAGGCAUAUUCAUUUGCCCUUGGCCAGUAUGGUAUCAACAUGGCAGGUGUCUUCGGUGCUUGGGGGCUUAUGAGCUUGGGAAUCGGUAGAAGGUCGUUGGUACUUUAUGGCCUCUGUGGCCUCUGUUCGAUGCUACUCAUCAUGGGUUUUCUUGGCUUAGUACCCGAGGCCCAUCGGAGUCAAUCUUCGUUGGCGACAGGCUGUAUGAUGAUCAUAUGGGCACUCUUUUACCAAUUGACUAUAGGCACCGUGUGUUAUUCUCUGGUCGGAGAAUUGUCUUCUCGUCGCUUGCAAAUCAAGACGGUUGUGCUCGGCCGCAAUCUAUACAACGUCGUUGGAAUCAUCAACAGUGUUUUGACGCCCUACAUGCUUAACCCUACAGCUUGGGACUGGGGAAAUUAUGCAGGAUUCUUUUGGGGCGGGAUUUGCUUCCUCUGCAUCAUCUACACCUUCUUUCGACUGCCGGAACCGAGCGGUCGCACCUUCGCAGAGCUUGAUGUUCUAUUCGAGAGAGGCAUCAGCGCAAGGAAGUUUGCCUCGACUGAAGUGGAUGUAUUCCAUGAAACAGUCGAGGAGAACGUCAUGAACCGUUACGAGGAGCUCGGGGAUGCACCGUCCGAGAAAGUUCACAACAAAGCAUAA